AUGGAUAUUCCAUCGACUUCAGCCUCGGCAACUCAUGCUGAACUGCCACCAUCAUCAGUUCAGAACGAGGACAUGAAGAAGAUGGUGCAGGGACUAAAGGACCUGAUGUCGUCACGACGACCACCUGUCAGUCGCGAUAUUCUCAAAAUCAAGAUGGAAUAUCUUGGCGAGAAGCGGUGUAUUGAAAUGGAUCGUCCGGUAUCAAUGAGAGCGUUGCAAGAACAUUUAGAGAGGCGAUAUGGGAAAGCGAUCAACAUGUACUAUCAGCAAGGAAAAGGAGAAGUGGUGGUAUCUAUAAAGAAUCAAGACGAGUUGGACAGAGCUAUUAAGAUCCCUUAUUCUGUAAACUGCUCAUCGUGUGGUGCGAGCCGAGUGUCAUUUGCCAAAAGUGCUGGUGACUCUUCUUGCUCUAGUGGCGUACAAUGGGAUAUCGAUGAGAAAAAGCUAAGCGCUCAGGCGCCUCGAGCUCCCACUCAUUGGAAGGAGGCGAAAUGUAUAGGUAGCGGAGCAUUUGGCAGUGUAUAUCUUGCCUACGAUGUGGACACGGGUAGGGAUCUGGCCGUGAAGAAAAUUCCAAUCAUUCCCGACAACAGGGAGUUGAGUCGCGAGGCGCAAGGACUAGAGUUCGACGUACAAGAACUUGGUCGACUGCAACAUCCGAGGAUAGUUCAGUAUCUAGGAGUCCAGAAAACCAGCGAUAGGAUUCUGAUAUUCAUGGAAUAUAUGACGGGAGGUUCACUCAAAGAACACAUAGCUUUAGUAGGGAGCUUGUCGGACGGUGUAGCGAGAAGACAUACUGCGCAGGUGUUGGAAGGUCUAGCGUUUCUCCACAAGAAUCACAUAAUUCACCGUGACAUAAAGUCUGCGAAUAUUCUUCGAGAUUCAAUGGGCAAUGUAAAGAUAGCCGACUUCGGAUCAGGGAAGAAAAUGCAAAGCUUGGCAAGUCAGCAAGGGGCUUUCCACAGUACUAUUCACUACACUGCUCCGGAGAGAUGCUCACUGGGCAAGUUCCCCUGGAAAGAGUUCGAACCUAUGGCAGCUAUGUUUCAGAUUGCUUAUGAAGAGCCACGAAUUGAGUUACCGCAAACAGUUCUACCAGUGAUGGCUGAUCUAUGUAAAGUACUAAUGAACAAAAACUUCGAAGAAAGACCGAUGGCUGCCGAAGUUUUGCUCAAUCAUCCUGCUUUCAAAUCGCAACCAUGA
Ostertagia ostertagi is the source of this 1203-nucleotide messenger RNA. Lineage: Eukaryota; Metazoa; Nematoda; Chromadorea; Rhabditida; Trichostrongylidae. The record is from the annotation of a GenBank genome assembly.